GUUUUGUUGCUGCCAAAAGAGCUUUUGGCCGUCGCCAUUAAAGCGGCGAUAGCAAAUUUUUCGUCGACGUUUUGAAUUCGUCGUUUACGGCGAUUGGGUGAGCUCAGCUCCCCUGGGUUACAGGUUUUGGUUCUUCAACUCAUUUUAUAUAAUAAGUAAUAGUAGUUUACGGUAAAGAUUUGUUAUUUUUUUCAUUCUGACGGUAUUUAUCAUGGCUUUCUGAAAAGAUGGGCAUCAAGAUAAGUUCUGUAUCUCCAUGCGGAGAAUUCGCAUUCUGUUCAGUGUUUUUACAUGUUAGAGGAAUUUGCAAUGGAAAAGAAGUCAACAAAUCGUUCAGGGCAGCCUCCAGUGAAGGGGGUCUCAACUGAAUCUAAAAAGCUUCAAGAUGGUGUUGGCAGUAAACAGUUCCCACGCUCCUAUCGUAAACGUGAGCCAAAUGGAGCUAACGGUCAGAAAUGUGACCCGAGCAGGAAGCCUGUACCACAGAAAAAUAAGUCCUUUGAUAAACGACCGAGACAGAGGACGCAGUGUUUUGACGGUGGAAAGGAGAAUUCCAAGGUUGCGGUCGAGGACGUGGCUGAGUACGGCUCAGUCUUGGUGCCCGGAAGCAAGAAGCAGAACUUGAACCAUCUGCUGAAUUUCCACUACGCCCCGAGGGAGGGCGUGGGGCCCGGCUCGGGCCAGUGGCGGCACGGGGUGCCGGGGUACUGCCGCCAGACACACGGCCGCUGGCUCGCCACCUACAAGCACAAGUACAACAAGGAGCAGUUCCUCCAGGCCAAUUGCCAGUUUGUGGUGAAAGCUGAUGGCAAUUAUACAUCGUACAGUUCAAAUCCAGAUGCUCUGGUUGAGUGGGAUCUUAUUGAGCAAAUACGUAUCCAAAGCAGCGAUUUGCUGUCGUGUCCCAUCUGCCUGUACCCGCCGGUCGCGGCCAAGAUGACGCGCUGCGGCCACGUCUACUGCUGGCCGUGCAUCCUGCACUACUUGGCGCUGUCCGACAAGACCUGGCGCAAGUGCCCCAUCUGCUACGAGGCCGUGCACAAGGAGGACCUGAAGAGCGUGCUGGCUAUCCCGCAUGCCCACUUCCCCGUGGGGUCGGAGAUCACUCUGCGUCUGAUGAAGCGCGAGAAGGGCUCUCUGAUUGCCACUCCUGCAGCGGAGUUUGACACCCAUCCUGGUCGCUUGCUGUCUGUGUCCGAGACAGCCUUGGACACUGUGUACUCCAAGCUUCUGCUUGCCACUUCUGCAGAGGUACUUCCGAUCAUUGACUGUGAGAGAAAGGAACUUGAGAUUCAGCUGGCGGAAGAAAAAGAUUCUCCGGAGAUGUGCUUCAUCGAGCAGGCGCUGGAGCUGCUGAAGCACAGACAGGCCGAUGUAACUUCUAAAACUGAUCAGACACUCGGAAAUAUGACCCAGAACGUGAUUCCAGCACCCGUGCCAGACGUGUUGGCGCCGCUGCAACCGGCCAGGACGGUGGCACAGAAAAUCCCGGCGGUGGUGUACAGCUCGGCAUUUGACGACUGCGUGCUGGAGGGAGCAUUGGGUGAGGAGGAGAGCGGGGGUGAUGAGGGGCAGGGGGUGGGCGACCACCGACGCUACGAGAGCGUCAGCAGCGAGAGCUGCAGCGACGACGGCAACAUAGCGGCCGCUUGCGACGGUCCUCAGCCCGGUGGUGAUCCGGCGGAAGAAGCUCCGCCUGUUAAAUGCUUCUAUUUCUACCAAGCGGCGGACGGGCAGCACAUCUACCUGCACGCCCUGAACGUGCGCAUGCUGGAGAGCAGCCACGGCAGCCUGAAGGACUGCCCGCCCGUGCUGCGCGGCCGCAUCGCGGAGAAGGAGUCGGGCUCCAUGACGGAGGAGCUGAGGGGCCGGCUGCGCUACCUCCAGCACCUGCCCGUCACCUGCCAGUUCGACGUGGUCGAGAUCGUCCUGCGUCCUCCCCUCGUGUCGCGCGCCGCCCUCGACAAGUUCCGAGACCAGCUGGAGAUGAGGAAGCGGAAGCGGCAGCACCGCGCCCGCGAGGAGAGGCGGCGCGAGAAGCACAUCACGGAGGAGGAGAACCGUCGCUGGGGGCGCGGCCCGGCCCCGAAGAUACGCUUGGAGUCCCACCACCAGUUCCCGCUCUGCGGCAGCGAGACCCCGCCGGUGCCCGCCACUCCUACCGGGCCCCCAUCCACGGCCAGCAGUGACGAGGUUCUGGCUCGCAACUUGGACGCUGACUUGCUGCUAGACGUCGCUCAGGCUGUGGACGAUGCCGCUGCCUCGCCGCCUGUGCAGCCGGAGGAGGAGCCACCCGCCGUGGGCUCUCCGGAUUCUGGCUUCUCCUUCGCCCAGAUGCUGCGGGAGGGUCGGGGCAAGGGGUCUGGCAGCUGGGCCGUGCCUCGCCGGACGGCCAAUAGGCAGGCUGGGCCCCAGCACUCGGACAGUGACCCGGAGCAGGGGGAGCACGCCCCCUCCCCCUCCUACAAGCUCAACUUCAGCGACGCCAUUGCCCUGGCCCUGGAGAAGGCAGCCCCGUCCGGCCAGGUUGAGCAAGGAGAAUGUUCAGUUUCUGCUGGUAAGAAGAAGAAGAAACAGAAGAAACCAAAGGUGUUGUUUGCAACUGGAAUGGCCUGCCCUGGUGGGCAGUGAAUUAUUUUGAAUGCUGUCUUACAAAAUUAAUUUACAUAACCUUGCAUUAGUUUCUGUAGCAACAUUAUUAUUCAUCUUAUUUCACUUCAAUUAGUUACAAAGUUAAAUAUAUAUGCUGUUGGUAAUAUCGAUUGGUCUAUUCAGUUUCUAAUUGAUUUAUGUCUGUGGAUUUUUUUAGAUGUUAAAUAAUUAUGUUUACAGUUUAUUUAGUUUUAGGACACAUCCUUCCUUUUAUAUAUAUUGGAAUUAAUGAAAUGAGUUUGAUUUUUUUUUUUUUUUUUUUUUUCCAAAUUGAAAUAGUUUAUUUCAUUUUAUUAAUGGUUGAGUAUAAAAUCUUUUUGAUGGUUAAUGUAAAAUUAAGACCACCUAAGAAUUAAAAAAAAAAUGUAUAGCUGAUCUAAACACCAAAUUCUUUUCGCUUUUGUUUUAUUUUAAAAAAUUUUGAAAAGCUGCUUAUUACUUGAAUUCGAGGCAUGUUUUGAAUUUACAAACAUGUUAAUAUAAUGCUGGCCUCAUUUGUCUGUAGGAGAUGCUUUCGAAAUUGGUUUUUAUUGUAAUAUCAUACUUCAAAAUUGAUCUAAUAGUAGUAAAGAAUCAAUCGUGAACUUAUAGGAACAGUCAACAGUAAAGUUUUUUUUUUAUCAAGAAUACCAAUUUAAUAUAUUACCCCAUAAUUGUAACAAUCUUAAAAAAUAAUUGUUCUGGAAUGUUCUUUUUGUGUUUAAUGCAGUGUGAGUUUUUUCUUUCCCGUUGCCCUUUUUGGUGUGAGAGUAAGUUCAGUGUCGGUUUGCAUGUGAAAACUACAGAUGCCAUUAAAAUUUGUUUGUGUGUGUAAUACAUGUGAAGUAAAGAUGCAGUUAUUAUCUUAUCCAAAAUUUAAUGAAAAUCUUAAGCCUGGGCUUGGUUACAGAUACCUAUAGUCAUUUGUGUUGAAUGAUAGAUAGUACAUAUAUUUGUUUAACCCGUUCCCAUUUCCUCCCCCCCCCCCCAACCCCCUCCUUUUCCUAUAAAAAGAUAUGUGUUGUAAAUGGAAUGUAAGUGUCAGUAUUUCUUUUUCUCCAAAAUUUUCCAAAGUUUAUAAUUAUGUUAAAUAAAAGAACAUGGUGUGUUUAAAAUACUUUUAAAUUCAGAGAUUACCCAUAUCUGUUAGACAAAACAUGUGCAGUGGAAAACAGGAGGUUUUGGCUUGUAGGGUUAUAGAAGUAGGCUGUCAAUCUUGACCAACAGAUUUGAUUCGUAACCUUACAGGAACUAAAGUGUAUAGUUCUGUCUGUCAGAUAUGCUUGUAAAAGUUUCCAGUUGUGUGCAGGGUUAAUCCUUGUGUAUGAUUUUGUGUUGGUUUCAUGUGCAACCAGUUGAAUUUGGACUCAGAAAUCCAGCAAAAAUUUUAGGUUGGUUUUCAGCCUUGUGUUUCUCUUGUAUGUGAUAUGCCAGAUGUGUGGCCACAUUACAAGGAAUGUGCCUUAUUGAUGUGGUCAUUCAACUGUGACUAGGGCAUUGCGUUAUUUCAAUUAAACUCCCUUAAUCACUCGAUAGUAACCAGUGUCAAUGAAGAGCUCACAACUUACAUAUGGUUUGAUUUUGAAAUUGUUGUUUAAAUUUAUGUUGUAUGAUGUGAGGGCAUGGCAAUAUUGCCAACUUGUGAGAAAGUGAAUUGUAUGAAAUCAUCAUUCUUUCUAAAGACUUAAUUAAAAUUGUGUCACUACAGUUCUGUUAACAGUUGCGACAGAUAAACAUAUAGUACUAGUAAAUUACCUAGUUCAUUUCCCAGUUGUGUAUGUGUUAACUAACCCAGAAGUGAAGCAUUCAGGUUCAGAUCUACAUUGUGGCCAGUUUAAAAUUCCAAAAGUAUUGCAGAUUGUGGUAUGCUUUGUGAAUUGACUUAAUGUUUACUGAAAAUGUGUAUUUUUGUUAACCUUUCAUGUUGCAGACUUUUUUUUUUUGCAAGCCAGGGUUUUGUUGCUUGACAUACGUUGUGAACGUUUACAAUAUCGCCAUGCGUGCUUCAGAGAGGUACAUGGUAUGGGGGUUUGUUAUGUAAUUGUGAUAUUAAGUUUACGUGAUUGUGAGUGUACUAUUGGAGAUGUGCUUUAGUCAUUGUUCGAAUUUUUCCUGUAAUAAACAUAACCUGCACUAA
Molecule: messenger RNA, 4768 nt
Organism: Bacillus rossius redtenbacheri
Lineage: Eukaryota; Metazoa; Arthropoda; Insecta; Phasmatodea; Bacillidae
Product: E3 ubiquitin-protein ligase RNF10
Exons: 13
Coding region: 292-2631 (779 amino acids)
Biological process (GO): positive regulation of transcription by RNA polymerase II
Molecular function (GO): transcription cis-regulatory region binding; metal ion binding
Source: RefSeq, a predicted model, not a curated record